AUGAGUAGUGCUGCCAGAAAAGCACAAGCUGAUACCAACCGGUCACAGGAUAUGGCAUCUGAGAUCAAGGCUCUGCGUAAAUUUGCAGAAAAUACAGCCAAGCAUGCUCCGCACUUGGUUGCAGAAUGGCAUACAAAACAAGGGGAUGAUGGUAUUGUGCCCACUGGCUUCAUCUCUUAUCUUCUUAUGACAUGGUGUCCUGGAGUCCCACUUGGUGAAGGGCGCUACGAAAGCAUGCCUCAAGCUAAAAAGAAAAAGGUUUUUAAAGCGUUCAAAGAAGCACUCGAGGAUACCAAACGAUGUGGAGUAGUGAGUAAGGGUGACAACCCAACUCUCCUAUGGGAUGCUGAGAAUGAUGAAAAAUGCUAUAUGGUCGACUUUAAAUUUUCGGGACGACCACACUAUAUCGAUGUUGCCGAACGAAUUUGGCAACGGUGGGGAUUGCAGCCUGGUCCUCCUGAAUAA
Molecule: messenger RNA, 465 nt
Organism: Talaromyces rugulosus
Lineage: Eukaryota; Fungi; Ascomycota; Eurotiomycetes; Eurotiales; Trichocomaceae
Exons: 3
Coding region: 1-465 (154 amino acids)
Source: RefSeq, a predicted model, not a curated record